AUGCACAAGUCUAGAGAUGAUCCUCUCAUAUUCAUUGCAAAUCCUGUUGAAGCAGACAUGCCAGGCCAUUGGGUUCCAUUAAGUAUAGUAAAAGUUAUAUUGGAGAGAAGCACCGCAAAGCAUACCCAGUACUCGUUACUUCAAACAAAAUUUACAAGCUUAAAAACGGCUCAGCCAUCGUUUAGCCCGCCGACAACUCCGUCGCCCACCUUGUCAACAACUGUCAAAGUAAAAACGACCGGAAGCACUAAAGUUUCAAUUAAGCAGCAUACCAAACUUCAAACCGAAGCACCAACUGCAGCGCCUGUCAAGCUUACCGAACCAUCGACCACUGAAGCACCUACUACACCCACCAUUGAAACACCUACUACGCCCACCACUGAAGCACCUACUACACCCACCACUGAAGCACCUACUACACCCACCACUGAAGCACCUACUACACCCACCACUGAAGCACCUACUACACUUACCACUGAAGAACCUACUACACCCACCACUGAAACACCUACUGCACUCAGCACUGAAGCAACUACUGCACCCACCACUGAAGCCACCACUGAAGGACCUACUACAUCCACCACUGAAGCACCUACUACACCCACCACUGAAGCACCUACUACACCCACCACUGAAGCACCUACUACGCCCACCACUAAAGCAACUACUACACCCACCACUGCAGCACCUGCUACACCCACCACUGCAGCACCUACUAGACCCAACACUGAAGCACCUACUACGCCUACCACUAAAACAUCUACUGAACCGGCAACACCACCCCCACCAACGAUAACGGCAAAGAACACGCACAAAAAUAUCAUAGUCAGGAGAAGCGACUAA
This is a messenger RNA of Parnassius apollo (apollo), 843 nucleotides long. Lineage: Eukaryota; Metazoa; Arthropoda; Insecta; Lepidoptera; Papilionidae. The record is from the annotation of a GenBank genome assembly.